Molecule: messenger RNA, 1173 nt
Organism: Gadus morhua (Atlantic cod)
Lineage: Eukaryota; Metazoa; Chordata; Actinopteri; Gadiformes; Gadidae
Gene: bhlhe23
Product: basic helix-loop-helix family, member e23
Exons: 1
Coding region: 372-1061 (229 amino acids)
Biological process (GO): axon development; positive regulation of transcription by RNA polymerase II; sensory organ development
Cellular component (GO): nucleus
Molecular function (GO): protein dimerization activity; E-box binding; DNA-binding transcription factor activity, RNA polymerase II-specific
Source: RefSeq, a predicted model, not a curated record
CUGCCCAAGGCGAGGGCAAGACGCACACCAAGAGGAACCAGGGACGCGAGCGCACCAGUCUCCCCCACGCGUCUUUACGCGCGCCUUACGAGCGUGACUCUGCGGUCGGUGCGCAAUUAGUGUUCCUGUAGACGUUCACAGACGAUGCGCAGAAGACAAAAGUCUUGUGUACAGACAAGUGAAGACAAGACCAAGGGGUCUACUUAAAAUAGACAGAGUCACACAGCAGCGCUCACGAGGGGGAAUCCGUAAAGAAGAACCCAAGUUGAACCAGCAAAGUGAGUAGCGCGAUCUUCAAUCUAAACCAGGACGGCGAGAGUUUUUUUUAAAUAAUAAUUUUAUUUUACAAAGCAUUGUUUUGGAAAUCAACAAUGAAUCCUGGGGACGAGAACCUGCUGAAGGCGAUCAGCAACGACACGCUCCUCGACCUGACGCAGCGCUACGGCCAGUCCGCUUUCGGGUUCGGCGCUGGCCAUGGUGCUGCAGGGAGCCCCGGCCGCUACCCCCUGACGCCCGCCGCCGACUUCCUGUCAAGCCAGACCGCCAAGUCCAACGAGAGCGGCGGGGAGCAGACGAGCGAUGACGACGACGGCUUCGACCUGGAGUCGCGCAAGAGGGGCUCGGCGUUCGACGACGACGACAAGCACGGCGGACCCCUGGCCAAGAAGCCCAAGGAGCAGCGGUCCCUGCGGCUCAGCAUCAACGCGCGGGAGAGGAGACGGAUGCACGACCUGAACGACGCGCUGGACGGCCUGCGCUCCGUCAUCCCCUACGCGCACAGCCCCUCGGUGAGGAAGCUCUCUAAAAUUGCCACUCUACUACUGGCCAAGAACUAUAUCCUGAUGCAGGCGCAGGCCCUGGAGGAGAUGAGGCGGCUGGUUUCCUACCUGAACCAGGGACAGACUAUUACUUCCCCGAUCCCCGCCGCCCUGGCGCCCUUUGGACAGGCUGCAGUUUACCCUUUCUCGGGUUCGACAUUGGCCACCUGCGCUGAGAAGUGCACCACCACUUAUUCUGGGACACCGUCCAGUCUUUUCAAGCACUGCAACGACAAGCCUUGAUGUGAUACGAGGCUCAUAGCAGAACUUUUACCCGCGUUGCAUCUAUUGUCAGUCUCUCUCUCUUACACACACACACACACACACACACACACGCACACACGCACACACACAC